UCACGCGCGCCAGUCACGUGAUCUCGUGAGCGCAGGCACGGACACGGCAAUCCGCCACAGUCGCAGCAGCCAUGCUCGCCUUCUUCAACCGCGUCCUCGACUGGAUCCGCUCCCUCUUCUGGAAGGAAGAGAUGGAGCUCACGCUCGUGGGCCUCCAGUACUCGGGGAAGACAACGUUCGUCAAUGUCAUCGCGUCUGGACAGUUCAGUGAAGACAUGAUCCCAACAGUGGGCUUCAACAUGAGGAAGAUCACCAAGGGGAACGUGACCAUCAAGCUUUGGGACAUCGGAGGACAACCUCGCUUCCGCAGCAUGUGGGAGCGCUACUGCCGGGGCGUCAACGCCAUCGUGUACAUGGUGGAUGCAGCGGAUCACGACAAGGUGGAGGCGUCUCGCAACGAGCUGCACAACCUGCUCGACAAACCGCAGCUCAACGGCAUCCCGGUGCUAGUUCUCGGAAAUAAGAAAGACCUGCCCAAUGCCCUGGAUGAAAAGGAGCUGAUUGAAAAGCUGAAUCUGUCUGCCAUUCAGGAUCGUGAAAUCUGCUGCUAUUCCAUCUCCUGCAAGGAGAAGGACAACAUUGACAUCACCCUGCAGUGGCUGAUCCAGCACUCGCGGUCCCGGAGGAACUAGGCGCGACGGGGGCAGCGCCGGCUCCGCCAACGGGGACGGGCGGCCGCGCCGCCGCGGGACGCUCGCGCUCGUACGGAGCACCGGACGCGGUCGCCGUUGGGCGAACGAGCGGCUGGAGUUUUGCAAUGGGUAACGAACGGUCCUCACGACGGAACCUCCACGCGGAUGCGACAACGACACCGACGGCCGCCGCCCGGGCCGCAGCGGUGGGGGGGGGGGGGGGAAGAACACGCGUCCGGCACCGCGCCGGGUGAUGUUCAGUUACAGAAGGCACAGUUUUUCAGGGAGGGGUCGAGAUGUCUCCUGUGCUUAUCAAUGCCUGCCACCCCUCCCCCACCUACCCCCGCUGCCACCCACAGUGGUAUGAUGGUUUGCUCCGCAGUCUGUAAAUCGUGUUGCCACCUACCGUGGCGGUGGAGGCAGCUCGUGAAGGCGCAGGCUCGGCGCUCGCCGUGGAGCGUACCACUUUAAUGGGUUGUUGUUUUUGCGGGGUCACGCUCAGCUUCGCAUUUUGUUUCAAAGUGGCCGUGGGGCUGCACCGCUAGAGCCGUGUGCCACGGCAGCCGCCCGGGAGAGCUUCAAUGUCUCUGCUUCGGCAUUCUAUCUUCCACCAGGAUCCUCUUGAGUUGCAAUCAAGGCAGCGGCUGCUCUCGGUGCAUUAUUUGUGGAAUGACAACAGGCAGCAGAUUCCAGACAUCCAGUGCACCGUUACGCACAAAACACCGUCGACUUGCACCCACGGAAAGCAAUAGCGCUGCUUUCCUCAUUACUCGGACGCGAAUCUUUUCUGUAUUUUCUUAUAAAUGCCGAUUGACCACUUUAGAUAUUUUUGUCACGAGUGAAUGCAGCACGGGUGCGCAACUAUAGAAUAUAUUUGUGGAUUUUCGUGGGUUUUUUGUUAGUUUCUUCAUCUCUCCAUUUCUGUUUGCACCCCUGGAGAGACUUAAACACAGGAUUGCUCCAGCGGCCUGUGUGGGGCUUGGCGCUCCGGUGAACGCAAGCGUGUGAUGUACAUUCAAACGAUACGGGAACUCACGCCGUCUCACUUUAGUCUUUAGCGCCGUGCACACGGGACACGGCGUAGAAUCAAAUAAACCCCGUUCUGACGUCCGAUUGUGAGACACAAGCCGAGCUAAUAAAAACGAAUCGUGGAAAGAGUUUGUGCCAGUCAUAUACUGUAAAUUGAGAUAAGAUCCGGUGUUACGGGGGCUGGGGGCGCGCAGGGGGGGGUGGGAGUUAUAAAAUAGUGAGACAAUAUUGCUUAUUAUGAAUGUGUUUAUCUCCCAUUUGUACAGUAUACAUGUAAUCGCAGCUCACUGAAAAUGUAAUAAAUAAAUAAUACGGGCUGUGCUGGGA
Lethenteron reissneri (Far Eastern brook lamprey) is the source of this 1988-nucleotide messenger RNA. Its product is annotated as ADP-ribosylation factor-like protein 8B. NCBI's taxonomy places the organism in Eukaryota, Metazoa, Chordata, Hyperoartia, Petromyzontiformes, Petromyzontidae. Gene Ontology annotation, biological process: protein transport; anterograde axonal transport. The record is from RefSeq and is a predicted model, not a curated record. Gene Ontology annotation, cellular component: lysosomal membrane. Gene Ontology annotation, molecular function: GTP binding; GTPase activity.